AUGGUGAGUGGCAGCGACGGUGAGAGACGAAGGAAGGUCAUGAGUGUUAAAGCAAUUGAAAUUGCUAUAAAACUUACAUUAGAAGGUACAAAUCAGCUUGUCUACUAUCAGAGAUGGAUUUUUUUAAUAGUCGUUGUUUUCUGCAUCAUUACUCAAUUAAAUUAUCUUAACAUGACAUUGGAUACAUUUAACAUUGCAGUUGUGUCUCCAAUCUAUUAUGCCUUGUUCACAUCUUUCACAAUAUUAGAUAUUGCAAUCAUGUUUAAGGACUAUUCUGGUCAAAGUAUAAGCAGUAUUGCAUCAGAGCUAUGUGGUUUCAUCACUGUGUUAUCUGGCAUAGUAGUAUUACAUAGUACAAGAGAGCCAAAUUUGAAAUUGAUUGAUAAAAUGAAAUCGGUAUCACCUUUAAGAUACGGUAUCACUUUGAUGAAGAACUAA
Messenger RNA from Arachis duranensis, 438 nucleotides. Its product is annotated as probable magnesium transporter NIPA6. Bases 1 to 438 code for a protein of 145 amino acids. Gene Ontology annotation, molecular function: magnesium ion transmembrane transporter activity. The record is from RefSeq and is a predicted model, not a curated record. Gene Ontology annotation, biological process: magnesium ion transport. The transcript is spliced from 4 exons. Lineage: Eukaryota; Viridiplantae; Streptophyta; Magnoliopsida; Fabales; Fabaceae. Gene Ontology annotation, cellular component: membrane.